GCGAGGUGUCGAUGAUCGCUGGCACCUUGGCCUUGGCGCGGGCUCGUGGCGCGUGGCGCAGAGUUGAUCAGCGUGACGACAAGAGAUAGCUGUACAUUGCAACCCGAGGAACCAUGUUGUGCGUAAUGGUCGCAUUUUCGCGUUCCGCCAAGCAGGAUCAACGAGGGCGUGCAGUGCGCUGGGACGACGACAGCACCUUGGGCGAGGGUCUCUACAGCAAUAGCACAUUGGGCUACGACGGCCGCGCAGCCUGCCUUGGGGCCAUGGCGUGCGUCAAGCCAGGUCAAGCGCCUGCCUGCGCCGGUUCUUUUUUGCUCUAGAUUUCACUCGACACUGGACGAGCGCUGAUUGGCCACCGGCGACAUACAAACGUCAAGAGACGGCGUUGGCGGCGACUGACGCGGCCGCCAAAACGCAAAGCGACGUCAAGAUGGCACACCAGAUGGCCAUGGCCGUGCAGCAGGAGCUGCGGAAGCUGCCCGGCAACAACAAAUGCGUCGACUGCGACGCGCCGUACCCGCAAUGGGCGACCGUCUCGUAUGGCACGUUCAUGUGCCUCGAGUGCUCGGGCCGCCACCGCGGCCUUGGCGUGCACAUCUCGUUCGUGCGCUCCGUGACAAUGGACUCGUGGACGGACAAGCAGAUCCGCAUGAUGCAGCUCGGUGGCAACGACCAUUUCCGCAGCGAGUUCAACGCGGCUGGCGUGCCCAAGACGUUGACAAUUGCGCAAAAGUACAACACGCCGCAGGCAGAGGCCUUCCGCGCGCGCUUGCAGGCGCUUGUGGAAGGCUCGUCGCCAACGCCCUUGCCGCGCUGGGACCCGUCGCACAACCCGGCGGCGGCCUCGAGCGCAUCGUCGUCGUCGUCGCAUGGCAGCUCGGACACGCUUGGCGUCGAAGCCCUCAAGGGCGAGAGCGAACAAGACUACGUUGCCCGGCAAAUGCGUCUUCGUGAAGAAGCCCGUGCCCGCAUGGCCGCCAAGUUUGGCUCGUCGGGCAUGCAAGGCAUUGGCAGCGGUGGCAGCGUCUCGAGCAGCAACCAUAGCUCCAGCGGCGGCUACGGCGAUGUCACCGAUACCCUCGGCAGCGCGUUUAGCUUUCUCUCGACGACUGUCUCGUCGGCGGCGUCGUCGGCCGCGAGCCUCGUCAAAGACCAGGACCUCUCGACCAAGGUGUCGUCGGGCUGGAGCAGCGUCCAGUCCAAGCUCGCGGACCCGGAGCUCACAACGUCGGUCAAGUCGACGGCGUCGUCAGGCUGGUCCUUCCUCACGUCGACGACCAGCUCGCUUCUCAAGAACGCGCAGUCGCUUGUCGAUACGUCGGCGCAAGACGAUCGCGAUAGCCAUGGUGGUAUGUUCCCGCGCACCAACCCGACGCUGCCGCAGACGAGCGCGUACGAAGGCAUCCAUGGUGGUUCGACUUCGUCCUUAAAGUCGUUUUCGCAGUCGUCGGCGACCCCUCUGGAAGCGCCCGAGCCGAGAGCCGCGACGUUCCCGCCUGCCACGCCGCUUGACGCAACGCCCAAGCCCGAGCCUUUGCCCAAGCCCGAGCCCAAGAAGGUCGUCAAGAAGGACGUGGAUUUUUUCGGCGAAUUUGGCAUGUAAUUAUGGAAGCAUUUUGGUUUCCUCCUUUUUGCAAA
This is a messenger RNA of Saprolegnia diclina VS20, 1638 nucleotides long. RefSeq lists its product as hypothetical. The record is from RefSeq and is a predicted model, not a curated record. The transcript has 5 exons. Gene Ontology annotation, cellular component: Golgi membrane. Bases 431 to 1603 code for a protein of 390 amino acids. NCBI's taxonomy places the organism in Eukaryota, Oomycota, Saprolegniomycetes, Saprolegniales, Saprolegniaceae. Gene Ontology annotation, biological process: regulation of ARF protein signal transduction; regulation of endocytosis. Gene Ontology annotation, molecular function: GTPase activator activity.